GGCGAGACUUCACUUAUUUGCUCAUCUCAUUGCAAAUCAAUUGCAGAUCAAUGUCACGGUCGUGACAGUGCAUAGAUGAUAUUCCUCACUCGCGCCUCAAGCACGUUGAUCGUGUUUCUCUCGUUUCACUGAAGAACAAAAAUAUGUGUUCGGAGUCUUCGCUACUCCCAACACUAUUAACCCGUUGUACAUGAUGGCUGUUGCCCCCGAACCAUUACAGUCCUCCUUGCCGGUAAUUGGGUCUGUCCGAAAGGCCCUCUCACCAUUCGAACUCUUGAUCACUUGCAAUCCGCCCAUCCUCGAGUCGCUCCUCGCUCAAGUGCCGACCGAGACCAUCUUCAGGCUCUACCAGACUUCGCCUUACCUCCGAGACUUCUUUUCGAAAUCUCCUACGUCCUGGCGAUAUAUCUCAUGGCGUCUGCACCAACCCGCGGUCACUACCGCCACCGUCGGCGUCAAUGCCGCUGGAAACGGACCCAGGCAGUCGAGCAACUACGCCCUCGAUCAAAUCAUCCUCACCGUCAUUAACCCCUUCAGCACGAGACUCGUUAGCCUGGAGUUGGACAAUACGGCUGUUAGUGGGACGACCUUGACGUCCACUGUGCUGAUCUUGAGGAGGGAGACUCUUCGCCACGUCUCAGUCCGCGGCUGCAAGAACGUGUCGUUGAAAUACCACAUCAAUCCAUGGCUACAAAUGCAUGCGUUGGCUCGCGAGUCUCCAGAUACCAGAGGGCCCCCUGGCUUCGAGACACUGGCGCUGAAGAGCUUAUAUACCUAUCGAUGCCGCCAUCAUAGGAGAAGGCCGUAUUUGCCCAGUAGUCUCGCACGCAAGGAGAGCGAUAGUGAACCCACUCAUGAACUGGUCCUGACCUGCCACAAACUAGGCAUCUGGACAGACACAGCUUGGUGCACCACGCCCGGAGCCAGGUGCUAUCGCCGGAGAGGCUAUGUGAAGUUGCGUAUGCCGCAGGAUCCCAGGGAGGUCUGGGUGGUUUAUGAUCGCUUGUGGAGGAGUCGAAACUGGAUGGGCCCGCUUGAGCAACCCAAAACCUAUACAUUCAGCAAGAAGCGAAAACGGGACUGCAGGAGUUGGGAAGUUGACGAGGAGGGCAUGAACGGCGAAGCCAUGGGCACUGGUCCAGAGGGCAAAACAACACCAGCGCAUCUGCGAGCAUCUCACCGGAGAUUUGUCGAAAACGUCAUUUGCCACAACUGUUCGGCGGAGAUCCUGGAGCGAUGCGAACAGUGCUCAGUGAUGAUGCACUGUGUCGGGUGUAGGAAGACACUAUGUGCCAGUUGCGCCUUCGACCGCCCUUAUCUGCGAAACAAGAACGCCCCCGAAGAAGAGAGAAACAGGUUCUGGUGGGCUCCUGGAUGUGCAGUAUCUCCUUGUUCCAUGCAGGACCAGGAUCUGCCUCCAAAUGGGGCCGCCAACGGAAACCAGAACACAAACGCUAACACUCUUCCCAAUAUCAAAUUCAAAUGGUGUUGUACAGAGCCAGUGUUCUCGGGUGGCGGUGGCAUCACCUUCAGCAACAGUGCGAAUCGAGACAGUGAUCGCAUUCGUGCAGCACCACUCCCAAUUGGACAGGGAUGGGAGGAUCCGGAGUUCCUUCGUGAUCCUCCCAGCCUCGUCAGCUAUACAGCAGAUAACAUUGUACUAAGGGAGGGUCCUGCAGGCCGUUGGCCAUCCAUCAAUGCUUUGUUUCACACUGCGACAUAUCUGAGCGGCGCAGACCAUCCCAUCUUGUCAGUCCCCAGAGUCUUGUGUGAUGAGUGCUAUGGCUCUGAGAUUUGGAAAGUCAAAUGCAAGGCUUGUUCGACACCGAUUUGCAUCAAGCAUGAUGUUGGUGAGCGUGCCAAAGCGAGGAUUUGCGGCUACAGAGAACUGUCUAUCGAGAAACAAGAGUUCAAGUCGAGACAGAAGGCUAUGAAGCUGCUUGCCACAUUGAUGCGACAACGAAAAGAAAAGGAGACGGCAACAGAACAAGGGGAAUAUGCCGAGGCUGGGACGACUGCUAGCACACCGAAAGCUGGGAAAGCUGGCGUCAAAUCGGGACCACCUUUCUCUCCACUGUCCUCGUUGUCGGUAGCAGGCUCUGUGGGUCCUGAAACUCCCUUCCACGCGGAGGUUGGAAGCAGUUCGAGACCGAUGCGAACACAGUUAGCAGAAGUUGAUCGACCCCAGCGUCCCCUGUCACCCGCUUCGAACAGCACUGGGCCCCCAUCUCGAUCUACGUCCCCCUCGCCGUCCGCACAUUCAAUAACCGCGACGCCUGAGCCCAACUCUGCGCCUCGACGACCAGCUCGACCCGAAAUCGACCCAGGUCCCAGUUGGCGAGGAUGUCAAACACUCUUCUGUCCGCCGUCACGUUCCACCCCAGGCGACCACAGACGACGUUGUACAGCGGUCAUGAAGGCCUGUAUGGAGUGCAAGAUUCACGUCUGUGGCGAUUGUGCCAACGCUCUCGAACCUCCGUGUCCUUGCAAGGGGUGUCGAUCUCCACAGACGGAGGAAGACAACAGCGUAUCUACAAACCUCCCGCCGAAUCCGGUCUCUUCUGAAACACCUUUGUUUUUCUGUCCUAACUGUCGGUGGGAGAGAAUGCGAUCUGGAAAAUGCAAAAGGAGGUCACCAGCAUUUUUGGCUGCCCGGUCGUGGCAUAGCAAGAAGCAGAAGAAGCGGAAGGACAAGAUGCGUAAACCUCUAGAAGCCCGACGGACGAGCGUAGGACCAGGUGGGAAUCCCUCAAGCACAGAAGAGGCAAUCGAUGGGCUGGUGGAGUUUUUCGCGAGCCUGAAUACUCAGUCCCCCAGCUCCGAUCAUCCCCAAACAGAAGCAAGCGGGCCGUCACGGUUAAAUAGUGGUGGCCAAACAGGGGCCGGAGGCAACCAGCAGGACAUCCAAGAAUUGGAAGACAUGGGCGCUCUGGCUCGAAACUUGAUCCACCGAAUCCAGCGCUUGAGAGAACAGUUUCCUCCGGGUUCGUUGGCUGCUCUUGCACUGCCAGAUAUUCAUAUUCGUUUGGAAGAGGAAGCGGAGGUUGCGGCCGGCAUGGUACGCAGGGCGGACGAAGCAGCUCGCACGUUUGCGCGCGAGGCGUUGGCAAUCCAAAUGGCGGUCGAGCUCGCGGAACCUCACCAUCACAGUGUGCAUACCGCCCUCGCUUCCCUACCUUUGCCACCGAAUGAGAACAGCAAUGUCAGUGGCACUCAGGCUACUUUCGGACAGGCCGAGCCCGAGACCCAGGGUGCGACUGAGGAUGCAGCCGCCGCUCCUGAACCAGCGGAGGUGCUCGGAGAGGAAGAAUUGGAGGACGAGGAUGACCGACACUUUGAGGAGCGGGAAUCGAGUACAGAUUAAUGACAUAUAGCGAACAAGGUUGUAUGGCUGGGAAAAGCAUUGCGCGAUCCUGGGAUUGCUGGCUUUGAUGCAUAGCAGCGAGUGAUCAAAAGGAUGGGAGUUAGACCAGGGGAAUGGAUGGGUUGGGAGUCGCCUGGAUCUGUUAUGAGGAGUUCUCUCUCUCGUUUGGCAAUGACACGAAAUGACAAUCAUCGAUCACUCGAGCUCGGGUUUCGAAACUUCAGCUUCUCCCAUCCUCCAACCGAGACAACCUGCUUCUUUUCGAGUUUCGGGUGCCAUGGUGCAGCGGCAAAGACAAUGUGAAGGAACACAGGUGAGCACCACAUGUCCUUGCACACAGGGAGCCCAAAUCCGAGGAGAGGAUCGCCAGCAGCCCUUGUGGCAGUGGUACCCGUGUCCCUCUCAUUCGUUGCCAUCCAUACUUCUGUCGGUCUUCGUUUGGUACCAGAUCCUUCCAAGCAUGCGGUUCCCGGGUCUAACACGUCCAACUUCUGGUACACCCACGGCGAGACAUUUGGUUCAGCGACGCAGAUGGCAUGGAAGCUUAUACUGGCUUCUGGCCGAAACCUUUGUCGGCGGAGGUCCUCGCGCUGAGGACCUUUGAGGUCUGUCAACAAUAUAAAUGUCCAACGCAGACAGCUGCUUUUGAAGCAACUCUAUACCAUCUUGAUCUUGACUUACACAUCUCUCGCAGGCCCUUGCAUAUCAACUAACUGACUUCCAGACUAACCC
Cladophialophora immunda is the source of this 4096-nucleotide messenger RNA. RefSeq lists its product as uncharacterized. The transcript has a single exon. NCBI's taxonomy places the organism in Eukaryota, Fungi, Ascomycota, Eurotiomycetes, Chaetothyriales, Herpotrichiellaceae. The record is from RefSeq and is a predicted model, not a curated record. Bases 191 to 3364 code for a protein of 1057 amino acids.